This is a messenger RNA of Ornithodoros turicata, 556 nucleotides long. RefSeq names its product thrombin inhibitor savignin-like. The transcript is spliced from 4 exons. NCBI's taxonomy places the organism in Eukaryota, Metazoa, Arthropoda, Arachnida, Ixodida, Argasidae. Gene Ontology annotation, molecular function: serine-type endopeptidase inhibitor activity. The coding region runs from base 56 to 556 and encodes 166 amino acids. The record is from RefSeq and is a predicted model, not a curated record.
AAAAACCUUGGGGAGUCGGCACGCAUCGAAGCUCUGUAAUCCUAGAGACGACAGAAUGAUGUUUUACAUGGCGAUUGUCCUCGCUGUUGGGGCAGCUUCUGGUCUGAACACUCAGUGCAAUAACCCAGAAAGCAGCGGCUGCCAGGGUGGUGCAGGAAAGGGAACACGAUAUUUUAGAGUCGGAAGUCAAUGCACACCGUCUUCGGCUUGCUCGGAUGAAGGCUACCCCACUCAGGGACAGUGUGAAGCAGCCUGCUUUGUCGGUGGAGGAGGCCUGGAGAAUGAGCUCGACGAAUCAUGCAAUGGUGCUAAACCUACUACAGUAAACUGCAACAACCCAGAACAUGUGUUCUUCUACGAGCCUGAGAGCCGAAAGUGCAAGGAAGUAACGGGUUGUCCAUCGAGCAGCAACUCUUUCGGUUCGGAGGUGGAGUGCCAAGUCGCCUGCGCAACACCCUACCACGCCUUCUUCGGCUGUAUGAUGCUUGGGGUCUCCCUCACCCCAUCAUCACUACAACUGUAUAAAAAGACAAAGCCUUCUUCACCUCAGCACUAG